Messenger RNA from Momordica charantia (bitter melon), 1247 nucleotides. RefSeq lists its product as uncharacterized. Lineage: Eukaryota; Viridiplantae; Streptophyta; Magnoliopsida; Cucurbitales; Cucurbitaceae. Gene Ontology annotation, molecular function: RNA binding. The record is from RefSeq and is a predicted model, not a curated record.
ACACCAGUGUUGGCGAUUUAGGGCGUAACAGAAGAAACAAGCCGUAGAAGAGGGCUCUCUUUUGUGGAGCGUAUUUUAUCCUAUUUUCAAUCGCGGCUGGGAAGCUUCGUGUUCAUAUGGAUCGGUACCACAGGGUUGAGAAGCCGAGGGCUGAGACUCCAAUUGACGAGAAUGAGAUUCGGAUUACAAGCCAGGGAAGGAUGCGCAACUACAUCACAUAUGCCAUGACCCUACUUCAGGAAAAAGGUUCCAAUGAGAUUGUUUUCAAGGCAAUGGGAAGGGCUAUAAAUAAGACCGUGACGAUUGUGGAUCUAAUCAAGAGGCGAAUUGUAGGUCUUCAUCAAAAUACCUCAAUUGGCUCCACAGACAUCACUGAUACAUGGGAACCCUUGGAGGAAGGCCUUCUUCCAUUGGAAACAACGAGGCAUGUCUCGAUGAUUGUGAUUACCCUUUCGAAAAAGGAAUUAAACCAAUCCUCUGUGGGGUACCAGCCUCCACUUCCUGCUGAACUGGUGAAAACAUUUGUUGAGUAUGACUACGAAGGAGAGGGCUCACCUCAUGAUCAGGGUCCAGGACGUGGUAGAGGACGAGGCCGCAAUGGCAGAGGAAGGUCAAGGGGUAGAGGACCCCCAGGUAAUGGGUUUGUGGCAAAUGAAUAUGAUGAUGGAGAUUGGGAUCGUAACAGGGGUGGUAAUGGAAGAGGAAGGGGUCGAGGGAGGGGUGGUGGUAACUUCCGUGGCCGUGGAAGAGGAGGAUACAAUGGACCGCAAUUUUAUUUACAGCAAGAUGGAGGAUACAACCAAGACUUUCCACUUCAAGGCCGAGGUCGUGGACGUGGAAGGGGUGGUUUUCGUGGGAGGGGCCGUGGUUUCAGAACUAAUGGACCGAUCCAAGCUGCUGCAUGAGGUGCUGAAAGGUUAAAAUCCUAAUUCUAUGCAAUUAUGAUGGAUGACUCCUCUGAUGUAUCAUUAGGGUUUUCUCUUAUUUUAGUGGCUAGUUGCCAAGGACAACUAUAUUAACAGUAGGAAUUUGGUUUUUUAUUUUUUCUCCCUUUCUUUGAUCAUAAUUAGAUUUGGAAGUGUUUAAAAGAGUCGCUAUGGAGGGUGGCGACUCGUUUUCUUGUAGAUUUAGGUGAGCUGCUUGACGUUUGUAUUUUAUUUUUAAAAAAAUUUCUUGGCCGGACAGUGUAUUCUUUUAUUCGAGUUUAGGGAUCUUCUGGUGUCUUCCAGCGCUCUCUUCUCUUGUUA